ACAGAGAGAGAGAGAAAGUUAUUACUGUUGAGAUUUGAUUUCAGAACAAUAACACAUACAUGCGUAUGUACAACAAUGAGGAAAAUAAUAAUUAAUCUUCUUCUUCCUCAUCUUCAUCAACCGCUUCUUCCCAUUUGUGCUUUCGUCAUAAUUAUUUUCUGUCUUUUUGUCAACACCGCCGCCGCUGCCGGAGAACAAAACAGCACCACCCCCUUCUCUCCCAUUACGGAAGCUAUCUCCCCUGCAGGGACGAUUCAACAAGAAGCUGCUGCUAGUAGAAAACCAGCACAUAUGGGUAGUUCCAACAAAAAAUUGUUGAUACCACUACUUAUUGCUGCUGCUUCCAUUGUUCUGGGCGGCGGACUUGUUUUUUUCCUUCUUUUCUACAUUUACUAUUACCGCAAAUCCAACCUCCACAAACAUCAACAUAGCACUUGUUUGAGUAGAAAGAGAUCUGUGAGUGUAAUGGAGUACAAAACCUUAGAAUUAGCCACAGAUAAUUUUCAAGAAAGCAACAUUUUGGGUUCCGGUGGAUUCGGAUGCGUAUACAAAGCCAAGCUUCAACCCAACUUUUAUGUUGCUGUCAAAAGACUUGCUGCCGGUCAUCCAGAUUCUAUUACUGAGUUUCAGACUGAAGUAGACAUAUUGAGUAAAAUCGAGCAUCCGAAUAUAAUAAGUUUAUUGGGUUAUAGCAUUCUUGACCAGACUAGGCUUCUUGUUUACGAGCUCAUGCCCUUUGGAUCUCUCGAAACUCAGUUACACGGACCUUCAAGGGGAUCCGCAUUAACAUGGAACUUAAGGAUGAAAAUCGCCCUCGACAUAGCAAGAGGACUUGAAUAUUUACAUGAGCACUGCCAUCCACCAGUUAUUCAUAGAGAUCUGAAAUCAUCUAAUAUACUUCUUGAUUCAAACUUCAAUGCCAAGCUUUCGGAUUUCGGGCUAGCUGUAGUGGAUGGACCGCAGAAGAACAAAAACAAUAUAAAGCUAUCAGGAACUUUGGGUUACGUAGCUCCUGAAUAUCUUCUAGAUGGUAAGUUAACAGAUAAAAGUGAUGUAUAUGCAUUUGGAGUAGUACUGCUGGAGCUUCUACUAGGAAGAAAGCCUAUGGAGAAAAUGGCUGAUCACUGCCAGUCUAUAGUCACAUGGGCGAUGCCUCAGCUGACAGAUAGAACAAAACUGGUGAAGAUCGUGGAUCCUGCGAUCAGAGACACUAUGGAUUUGAAGCACUUAUACCAGGUGGGGGCUGUAGCAGUGUUGUGUGUGCAAGGGGAAGCAAGUUAUCGACCAUUAAUAACAGAUAUUUUGCAUUCACUUGUGCCUCUUGUCCCUCUUCACCUUGGUGGCACUCUCCGAGAUAUUGCCACAAUUAGUGCACUAUAAUUUUACGUAUAUAUCUUUUUGGCAUGUAUAGUGAUUAGUGAAUGUUAACGAUGCUGUUAGGUUCGGUUGUCUGCUUAAUUACAUAUUCUAAUCAUCAUUUAUGGUUAUAUUAAACUGCAGUCAGCACCAUUGUGCUUGAACAAAUAAUUAUUUUCAUGCUGUUUUUAGAUGAGCUUUUAGUUUGCCGUUGCUUAAUGUGAUAAUUUGUUUUUGCCGUA
Molecule: messenger RNA, 1598 nt
Organism: Erythranthe guttata (spotted monkey flower)
Lineage: Eukaryota; Viridiplantae; Streptophyta; Magnoliopsida; Lamiales; Phrymaceae
Product: putative receptor-like protein kinase At1g80640
Biological process (GO): protein phosphorylation
Molecular function (GO): ATP binding; protein kinase activity
Source: RefSeq, a predicted model, not a curated record